Messenger RNA from Protobothrops mucrosquamatus (brown spotted pit viper), 2119 nucleotides. RefSeq names its product Cbp/p300 interacting transactivator with Glu/Asp rich carboxy-terminal domain 2 (gene CITED2). The coding region runs from base 23 to 751 and encodes 242 amino acids. Gene Ontology annotation, cellular component: nucleus. The record is from RefSeq and is a predicted model, not a curated record. The transcript is spliced from 2 exons. Gene Ontology annotation, biological process: regulation of DNA-templated transcription; left/right pattern formation; sex determination. NCBI's taxonomy places the organism in Eukaryota, Metazoa, Chordata, Lepidosauria, Squamata, Viperidae.
GCGGGCGAGCGCGAGGCUGGAAAUGGCAGAGCACAUGAUGGCCAUGAACCACGGACGCUUCCCUGAUGGAACCAGUGGGCUUCACCACCACCCGGCCCAUCGCAUGGGAAUGGGACCCUUUCCAACCCACCACCACCAGCAGCAGCAGCAGCAGCCGCCGCCGCACGCCUUCAGUGCCUUGAUGAGCGACCAUCUCCAUUACGGAGGAGGAAAUAUGAACACAAACAGUGGCAUCAGGCACGCCAUGGGGCCAGGGAACGUGAACGGGGGACACCCUCCUGGCAGCAUGCCGCCGACCGCGAGGUUUAAUAACACCCAGUUCAUGGCACCGACGGUGGCCCCUCAAGGCGGGCCCUUAACGGCCAGCAUGCAGUUGCAGAAGCUGAACAACCAGUACUUCAGUCACCAUCCUUACCCUCACAACCACUACAUGCCGGAUUUACUUCCUGCCAACCAUCAGCUCAACGGAGCAACCCAGCAUUUUCGGGACUGCAACCCAAAGCACAGCAACAGUGGGGGGGGCGGGGGCAGCAGCGGUGUGCCAGCUUCCGUGCCCCACGUCCCUGCAGCAAUGCUGCCUCCCAAUGUCAUUGACACUGACUUCAUUGAUGAGGAGGUCCUGAUGUCCUUAGUCGUAGAAAUGGGUUUGGAUCGCAUCAAGGAGCUUCCCGAGCUUUGGCUGGGACAGAACGAGUUUGAUUUCAUGACAGACUUCGUUUGCAAACAGCAGUCUAGCAGAGUGAGCUGCUGACUUUCGUGUAAAACAAAGGACUUUUUUUUUCCAUGUGUAUGAAUGAAAAAACAUUCCCUCUAGAAACAGUAUUUCAAAGGCUUGUAGGAGCUUGAACACCUGGGAAGCAGAGUAAACUAUAAACUUGUAUAAUUUUUCUUAUUUUCUGUUUGCUACCACCACUUCUUUAUUUUUUAAGCUUGGCCACCCAUUUUUGUCCCCCUGACCUGUAAUAAUUUUUAACUGAACCUAUCAUAUCCUCAGUGUCUCUCUUUCUCUCUCUCUCCUCUGCCUAAUUUCUUCCCUGCUAACCUGGCAGGUCUUUCAGUGGCUAGAUGCAAACAUGGGCAAAAAAUAAUCUUGUGGAUAUUCUGUGAGUUAUGAUUUCAAAUGAGUAGAACUGCAUUCAGAUUCUUGAGUUUAAAAAGAUUUUUUUAAAAAAAAAAAUGCAUUAGUUGAUUGCACGAGAACUUCAGGAUAGAUUCCUGCGCAAAUACUGCCCUCUUCCUUUGUUUUGAACUAUGCAUUGGAGUGAUGCUAAUUUUUAGUCUGCUAAACUGGAAGCUUAGCAAAUGUGUGGGCCCAUCCUUCCUUCUUCAGGAAAAAUAACUGUUACUUAAACUCUGCUGACUGUUCCUCUCCCCCAUCUGUACAGAUAAAAAGUGUGAAUGGAAUGGCGGUGGGGUCGGUGGGAGGGGACUUUGCUGGCUUUUAUUCUGGUUCUAAUUUCAACAUCCUUUUAUUUUGGUAAUGUGCUUACAUGGUUUAUUCAAUACAUAGGGGGAAAGAACUACUGUGUUGAAAGCUUUUUAGGAAAUUUGACAGUAUUUUUGUACAAUUUUUUUUCCUGAGAACAUACUUGUUAAUUUAUUUUAUUUUUAAGUUGCCAGUGUCCACAAAAAAGUUAAAUGCUUUAACUUUUUCCUAGGUAUAGUUCCCACUUAUUUUUCCUAAACUUAUUUUUCUUUCCCACCCCUUCCAAUUGCCCCCCUCCAAAUAUUUAGUACAUAUGACCCUUUUUAACUUGUUGAGCUGUUGGGUUGUGUGAACAUUCUGAAGGAGUAUUUACUUGACACCAUUGUGUGCUAUAUGUCAUGAUCAGUGCAGAAGGUAAAAGGAUUUAAAUCUAAUUAUGAAAUCACAGUCUCAUAAGUAACAUUGUAACAUGCCUGUGUGAUUUUAUCAAAAGUGGAAUUUGCCAAGAGGCAACAACUUGUGAUUUGCCAACUUACUUACUAUAAAUGUAGUUGUCCAGAAUUAUGAUGCAUAAAGUAUUUAUUCUAUUUAUCUAUUAAACUUUAAUUUUAUAAAUACUCUCACAAGUACUCUCAAUAACACUUUGUUCUUCAUGCACAUGUAUUUCUUACUGUGUGAAAGGGCUUCAUAAAA